Theobroma umbraticum is the source of this 2044-nucleotide messenger RNA. It is a transcript of the gene GALS1, whose product is annotated as glycosyltransferase family protein (DUF23). NCBI's taxonomy places the organism in Eukaryota, Viridiplantae, Streptophyta, Magnoliopsida, Malvales, Malvaceae. The record is from RefSeq and is a predicted model, not a curated record. Gene Ontology annotation, molecular function: glycosyltransferase activity. Gene Ontology annotation, cellular component: cytoplasm.
GAUGCAAAGACAGAGAGGCGAGGAGAGAACUAUUCUUCUUUAAUGUUUAUCAGCGGAGCAAAAACAUAGGGUGUCGGUAUGACCCCCAUUUGACCCUCGCCCUUUUUUUUUUUUUGCCCUUUUCUUGGGCUGAGCAAUUAGAAUCAUCAAUAAAGAAUUAACAUCAUAACAAUCGCCAUCACCACCACAACCGACACUAAAAUGAGGAAGGAAGCGGCGCCCUCCUCCGCCCCUUCCACCGCCGCCAGCAUUGGGAAGCUGUUCGUUUGCUUUGAAACAAAACCAUUAGUUGCUACAUUGCUAGCGCUCACCUUGGUUAUGCUUCUCUGGAAUCUUCCUCCUUACUACCAAAACCUCCUCUCCACCACCCGUCCCUGCCCUGCUCCUUCUCUCACCUCCGCCGCCGCCGCCGCCACCACCAGUCUACUCGCCACCAAUGCAUCACUCCCUUUUACAGCAACUCCGGUAGCUGAGAAGAAGUACUACUCGGCUCCUAAAGCUAAACCCAGAGACCCAAAUAAGCGAGUGUUCGAGGCUUACGGUAACGCGGCUGCUUUGUUUGUGCAGAUGGGUGCGUACAGGGGCGGUCCUACGACUUUCGCGGUGGUGGGCUUGGCUUCGAAGCCCAUGCACGUGUUCGGGAGGCCGUGGUACAAAUGCGAGUGGAUCUCAAACAACGGGUCAUCUUACAGGACCAAGGCCUACAAAAUGCUUCCGGAUUGGGGUUAUGGGCGUGUCUACACCGUGGUGGUGGUGAAUUGCACCUUCCCUUUCAACCCAAACCAAGACAACCUCGGUGGGAAGCUGAUGAUAAACGCUUACUACGGGGAGUCCCAAAGAAAGUACGAGAAAUUCACAGCUUUGGAGGAGGCCCCUGGAUCUUACAAUGAAUCCAAGUACCACUCACCUUUUCAGUACGAAUACUUGUACUGUGGAUCGUCUCUGUACGGGAACCUCAGCGCUGACAGGAUGAGGGAAUGGAUGGCUUAUCACGCCUGGUUCUUUGGACCAAACUCGCAUUUUGUGUUUCACGAUGCGGGUGGGGUUACGCCCGAGGUCAGGGCAGCGCUGGACCCCUGGGUGCGAGCAGGGAGGGCUACGGUGCAGGACAUCCGAGACCAGGGGGAAUUCGAUGGGUAUUAUUAUAACCAGUUUUUGGUGGUGAAUGAUUGUCUGCACCGCAAUCGACACGCAGCCAAUUGGACUUUCUUUUUCGAUGUGGACGAGUAUAUUUAUUUGCCUGAUGGGAAUACACUGGAAUCUGUGCUGAAUGAGUUCUCCGAUUAUACACAGUUUACCAUUGAGCAGAAUCCGAUGUCCAGUGUGCUAUGCUUGAAUAAUUCCUCUGAACAAUAUUCCAGGCAAUGGGGAUUCGAGAAGCUACUCUUCAGGGAAUCGAGAACCGGAAUUCGGCGGGACAGGAAAUACGCGAUUCAGGCGAAAAAUGCCUAUGCUACAGGGGUGCACAUGUCGGAGAAUGUGAUUGGGAAGACAUUACACAAGACAGAAACAAAGAUUCGUUAUUAUCACUAUCACAACACGAUUACCCUACACCAAGAGCUAUGUAGGGAAUUCCUUCCCCUCUCUGCCAGGAACAAUGUCACUUGGUUCGAUAAGCUACCCUAUGUCUACGAUGACAAUAUGAAGAAGCUAGCCAACACCAUCAAGGAAUUCGAGCGCAAAACCAUCGGAAAUUGAAACCUACAGCUGAACGAACUAAUGAUCCAUACCAUCGUCACUGUGCCAGCUACCAACCACAUGUGUGCAAAACUGCAGUUUAAUGCGUUAAUGAUUUGAGCAUUCAGGGCGCAGGUGCUUAUUUGUCAUCAUUCCUGAUUUGGGUUGCUCAAAGUUUACUCUUUUCUACCUGGGAUCCGACCCCACCCAUUGCUACCGGUGGUGAGAAACUCACGGAAAAAGCUGGAAGGAGGGCCCCGAUAUUGUUUUGAUUUGUCUGUAAAGGAGAGUGUUUUUACUUGUACCAUUCCCACCCUCUGAUAAUAAUUUAUUUUUAUUCUAUAUCUCUAGUGGAAUACUUGUAAAA